Messenger RNA from Hirundo rustica (Barn swallow), 727 nucleotides. RefSeq names its product cytochrome c oxidase subunit 7B, mitochondrial. The coding region runs from base 366 to 602 and encodes 78 amino acids. The transcript is spliced from 3 exons. Lineage: Eukaryota; Metazoa; Chordata; Aves; Passeriformes; Hirundinidae. Gene Ontology annotation, biological process: mitochondrial electron transport, cytochrome c to oxygen. The record is from RefSeq and is a predicted model, not a curated record.
GAACACCCAAACCCGCCGCGGGAAGGCGCGGAACGCCUUGAGUCUGGCGCCUUAGACCACUCGGCCAUCCUGACACUGCGUCUGCAUCUCCGACCGGGACAUACUUAGUGCUGACAUCACUGCUGUACCUGCUUUUUUUUUUUUCUCUCGGCCCUUUACGGAGAGCCCGUCUGUACCCGGGAGGUGCCGCAGAGCAGCCAGAGAACCGCCGGCUCGGCCCGGCUCCGCUCGGCCCGGCCCGGCCGCAGAACGCUGCCGCAGCGAGGAGGAGCCCGGCGUUACCCACAGGCCCCCGCCGCGCCGCCACUUCCGCCGCGACCAUUUUGUUCUUCACCGGCGUCAAGGGUACGCGCUCGGUUCUCAUCAUGUUCCCGGUGGCCAGGGCCGCGCAGAGCCUCGUCGCUCGUAGCAUCCAGCACACUGCAGUCAGACAAGCCCAUCGCAAGCACGAGCCGACCUUCCACGAUAAAUAUGGAACCAUGGUCCUCCUUAGUGGAGCUGCUGUGUUCUCUGCUGUCUGGGGCUAUGUGUUCACAAAGCUUAAAAUUGCGUGGGGCUUUUCACCUGUUGGCAGAAUCACUCCAACUGAAUGGAGGGAGUAACAGCCUCUGCUUCUAAUGAGCUGGUCUAAACUUUCACUGAGAAAAUGGUUCUGUAAUGGCAUUUGUUCCCUGAUUACCACUUGGACAGUGGCAUUCCUGGUCUAAUAAACAUACCUAGAAAACUG